ACGAAAAUUGAAUUCCAGUCGUGUUUCACAGCUGGCAUCCAACAUCGAGAAGCCCAUGACACAAGAAGCCGCUUGCUUGCUUUCCGUUGUCCGCUGUUGUUGCUACAAUCUGCUGUUGCUGCUGUUGAAGAUCAUUUGACUGAUUUGUUGUAUUAGCGUUCACGAUGGAUGACGGCUGCUGUUGUGUGCCAUGCCUUCAGUGCGUCCGCACGAAGGAGGUUGCUGUAGUGGAAGAUCUGGGUAAUUUUGAGCAGCUAUUGGGGCCUGGACUGCACUUUAUGUUUUGGCCUCUCAAGACUAUCGUAGGACGUUUGUCGUUGCGAAUCCAGCAAUUGGAUGUUCUCUGCGAGACCAAGACAAAGGACAAUGUGUUUGUUCACGUCCAAGUGGCAGUCCAAUAUCGUGUGCUGGAAGAAGGUGCCUAUGCCGCGUACUAUCGGUUGACGGAUCCUCGUGGUCAGAUCCAAUCCUACGUCUUUGAUGUGGUUCGCAGUACGGUGCCCAAAUUGGAAUUGGAUGCUGCCUUUGCCAGCAAGGCCGAAAUUGCCGAUGCCGUCUUGGCCCAACUCAAAGAUGUCAUGAAAGACUACGGAUACGAAAUUCUCAAUACACUUAUGACGGAUAUGAGCCCCGAUUACAAAGUCAAGGCCAGUAUGAAUGAAAUCAAUGCCAGCAAGCGCCUCAAAGAAGCCGCCGCUCACAAGGCCGAAGCGGAUAAAAUCAAGCUCACGAAACAAGCCGAAGCCGAAGCGGAGAGUCGGUAUUUGAGCGGUUUGGGAGUGGCACGACAGCGCAAGGCUAUUGUCCAGGGUCUACAGGAAAGUGUCACGGAAUUCUCCAAUGAAGUUGGAACCCGUCCCAAAGAUGUCAUGGACAUUUUGCUAUUGUCCCAGUAUUUUGAUACCCUGAGCACCGUUGGUGCCAAUGCGCUCUUUGUCAAUCACGACCCCAGUACCGUGGCGUCGCUUCAGGCGUCUCUCGGCGGCUCCUUUAUUCCAGACAAGCGCAAGCCUCCUUAGUACGUGACAAUCCACACCAACAAAAUGGAGAGAAUUCGACUCCUCUCCAAUUUUCUGGUAUGCGUGUUUCGGAACCUCUAAAUGAUUUCUGAAUGAUUGAUUGAUUGAUUGAGGAUGUGAUUGCUUGUUCUUCUUGGGAGUUGAUAUCAAUGGUAUCCAUUUGCAUGGUGAUGCAUGGAUACUUGUAAAGACCUAAAAGUGAUAUAAAUCAUAUUGUGAUAGGGGUUGC
Messenger RNA from Seminavis robusta, 1248 nucleotides. The record is from the annotation of a GenBank genome assembly. NCBI's taxonomy places the organism in Eukaryota, Bacillariophyta, Bacillariophyceae, Naviculales, Naviculaceae.